UUGGUCGAAAGGACGACAAACGUGCGACAAACACUCGACAUGUCCGACAUCGUUUUUUCCAUCGAUUUUUUGAGCGAUCGACAUUUUUAGUCGAUGCUCCUUUGACAGUUGUAACCAGAGUGUCGAUCUUGUUCUGACGUGAUAGAGAAAAUUUUCUAAAUUGUGGUGCAGCUGGAAUAAAAUGUUUUCUCCGUUUUUUUUAAUGUUUUUCUGGUUUAUUUUCGCGCUCGCGUGUCGUAUCGUUUAUCUUUUGCUUUCGGAAAGUGUUUUGUUGUGCGAUUGGUGUUGGAAAAGUGGCUUGAUAUCGAAUAAUUUCAUUGUAAACAGAUGAAACUACAUCGGGAAAUCAACAGCUUACAAGUAUAGAUUAUAAUCCGGCACUUAUACUCCUACAGCAAAUCUUUUGUGUUGUUUAUAUAACAAAUUGCUGGUUGCUACGUACAUGAAUAAUGUGUGGCUGGUGCUCAAAAGAAGACCUGUUUUUGGAAAUCCCAGGAACGUCAAGUUUAUAAGCUCGACCUCGCUUUCAGAACCUGCAAAGGGCGGCGUUUCAAUUCCGCCUCCAAACGAGCGUUCAGCAAACAGGCAGGCCUGGCUAGCGCUCAACUCCACCAUCGAAUGCACGAGGUGCUGUUCCUCGGAGGUCAUGGCUUUCAAAUACGCCGGUGCAGAACCUGCUGGAAUGACCACCGUAGACUCGGCAAGCCUGGCGCUCAUUUCCGCCAUCGAACACAAGUGGUGCUGUUCCUCGGAGGUCAUGGCUUUCAAAUACGCCGGUGCAGAACCUGCUGGAAUGACCACCGUAGACUCGGCAAGCCUGGCCCUUAAACCCCGCCAUCGAACGCAAGUGGUGCAGCUCCCCAGAGGUCAGGAGACAAACCUGGCGUUCACGCCGGUGCAGAACCUGCUGGACCAAUCAGCGUACAUGAUUAUUCGGUGUUAAAUUACGCCAAACUGACGCGCGCUGAAGGUCGGAACGACCACCGUAGAACCGGCAGGCC
Messenger RNA from Culex quinquefasciatus (southern house mosquito), 1001 nucleotides. RefSeq lists its product as uncharacterized. The record is from RefSeq and is a predicted model, not a curated record. The coding region runs from base 443 to 943 and encodes 166 amino acids. The transcript is spliced from 5 exons. NCBI's taxonomy places the organism in Eukaryota, Metazoa, Arthropoda, Insecta, Diptera, Culicidae.